UUUUUUUUUUUUUCCUUCGCUCUCGCUCCCUCUAUCUUCCAUCCUCUUCCCGUUCCUGGUUAUUCUUCGUCUUACCGCGUCUCGCCCUGGCUGUUGCUGUUGCUCCUCCUCCGCCGCGCCGUGUGUUUCGCCCCUGUUGUUCCCUCGCUGCCGCCGCUCACACCACGCGGUUUUCGUUGAUCGACCAGUGUUUAACUACGCAUCGAUUCGGUGUUUGUCGAGACUCUUGAGGCAACUAUUCUACUGGCUGUAAACAGAGACAGGACGAAAGAAAAGGAAAAUCCAAAAUUCAAGGGGAGAGCCCGCCAGAGGGGUUAAAACGUCUUGUCUCCGCCCGCUGCUGCCUAACCCGGGGUUCCUCAACGAGCUGUGAAGCUGUGUCUGUCUGUUUCGAUAAGCUAUUCGAUAAAUCCAGGCUGUCGGUGAGAAUGGCGCAACAACAGGUUGACAAUGUGAUGAAGAGGAAAUUGGUGAUCAUCGGCGAUGGUGCUUGUGGCAAGACCAGUCUGCUCAGUGUCUUCACUCUCGGAUACUUUCCCACUCAUUACGUCCCGACGGUUUUCGAAAACUAUGUGACGGAUUGCCGAGUCGACGGGCGGUCGGUGCAGUUGGCGCUGUGGGAUACUGCUGGACAGGAAGACUACGAACGCUUGCGUCCGCUGGCAUAUUCAAAAGCGCACGUCAUCUUGAUUGGCUUUGCCGUGGACACGCCCGACUCGUUAGAGAACGUCAAACAUAAGUGGAUCGAGGAGGCGAAUGAACGUUGUCCCGGUGUUCCCAUCAUCCUCGUCGGGCUGAAAAAGGAUCUCCGUGAAGACCCUCUUGCGGUGGAGGAGAUGCGCAAGAAGUCGCUGCGCUUCGUCACGUCCAAAGAAGGAAGCGAAAUUGGGGCGCAGAUCGGCGCCCGGAAGUAUCUCGAAUGCUCUUCGCUGACGGGCGAAGGGGUCGACGACGUCUUCGAGGCGGCGACCCGUGCUGCUCUCCUCACAUUCGAAAAACGCAAAAGCUCAUGCUGUGUUGUCUUAUAACGGACUCGACACCCCCCCCCCCUGUAUCAUCCAUAUCGACAAGCUCUCUCCUAACUGUUUCGCAAUGUCCGGUUGGGGGAAAUUUUGAUUUGACAAAUCUUGCAUCAGCGGCGUUUGGAGGUUUUUUUUUUUUUUUCUUUUUCUUUUUUUU
Penicilliopsis zonata CBS 506.65 is the source of this 1179-nucleotide messenger RNA. RefSeq lists its product as hypothetical. The record is from RefSeq and is a predicted model, not a curated record. Gene Ontology annotation, biological process: small GTPase-mediated signal transduction. NCBI's taxonomy places the organism in Eukaryota, Fungi, Ascomycota, Eurotiomycetes, Eurotiales, Aspergillaceae. Gene Ontology annotation, molecular function: GTPase activity; GTP binding. Bases 429 to 1028 code for a protein of 199 amino acids. The transcript has 5 exons.